Molecule: messenger RNA, 8120 nt
Organism: Lagenorhynchus albirostris (white-beaked dolphin)
Lineage: Eukaryota; Metazoa; Chordata; Mammalia; Artiodactyla; Delphinidae
Gene: PCGF3
Product: polycomb group ring finger 3
Exons: 11
Coding region: 557-1285 (242 amino acids)
Biological process (GO): regulation of transcription by RNA polymerase II
Cellular component (GO): PRC1 complex
Source: RefSeq, a predicted model, not a curated record
CGACUCCAGGCCCCGCCCCUACCCCGGCUGCCGGGUGGGAGCCGGUCCGCGCAACGCGCAUGCUCCAAGAGCGGCGCCCCCGACUCUGCGCUCGGCUCUGCUCGGGCAUUUCCGCCUCUUUGUUUUAAACUCCGGACGGAUUUUUUUCUCCUGCUCUUGGGGGGGACCCGGAGGGAGCGGCGCCCCCUCCCUCUCCCGGCGCGGCCCCCGCGUGCGCCCCGCUCGCCCGCAGCUGAGACGGCAGCAGGUAAAGGAAGAGACCUGUUUACCUGAGCCGCCGAAGCUGCGGGUCCGGGGAGCCAGGCUCUGUGUGGACGGCACGUGUGGGUGACGCCUCGUCCCGUGUGUCUCCACAGGCUUCAGAAUGUAGCGGAGGAUCCGGCUGUGUGUACAGAAAAUGGAAAGACAGCGAGAGACACAAGGCAGGCACAGACGUGACGAGCCAGAGCGCGGAGGGCACGGCGGACGAGGAGUGACCGCGUUGCACCCGUAGCCGGAAGCGUCCGAUGCAGAGGCAGCAGGAGGGGACAGACGGCCUCACAAGGAGAAGCCAAAGAUGUUGACCAGAAAGAUUAAACUCUGGGACAUAAACGCCCACAUCACCUGCCGCCUGUGCAGCGGGUAUCUCAUCGACGCGACCACGGUGACCGAGUGUCUGCACACGUUCUGCCGGAGCUGCCUGGUGAAGUACCUGGAGGAGAACAACACGUGCCCCACGUGCAGGAUCGUCAUCCACCAGAGCCACCCCCUGCAGUACAUCGGUCAUGACAGAACCAUGCAAGAUAUUGUUUACAAAUUGGUCCCAGGCCUCCAAGAAGCGGAAAUGAGAAAACAGAGGGAAUUCUACCACAAAUUAGGCCUGGAAGUGCCUGGAGACAUCAAGGGGGAGACCUGUUCUGCGAAACAGCACCUAGAUUCCCAUCGAAAUGGAGAAACCAAAGCGGAUGACAGUUCGAACAAAGAAGCGGCAGAAGAGAAGCAGGAGGAGGACGGCGACUACCACAGGAGCGACGAGCAGGUGAGCAUCUGUCUGGAAUGCAACAGCAGCAAACUGCGGGGCUUGAAACGGAAGUGGAUCCGCUGCUCAGCCCAGGCCACAGUCCUGCACCUAAAGAAGUUCAUUGCCAAAAAACUCAACCUCUCGUCUUUCAACGAGCUGGACAUUUUAUGCAACGAGGAGAUCCUUGGCAAGGACCACACGCUCAAGUUCGUCGUCGUCACGAGGUGGAGAUUCAAGAAAGCACCGCUCCUGCUGCACUACAGACCCAAGAUGGACCUGCUGUGAGCCGCGGCACAGCAGAGACUCAGCCGCCGGGCGCCCCGCGAGUACGCAGCCAGGCGGGGCCGCCACCGCGUAGGAUGCUGCCCUGGGCACCGUUUGGACUGGGUCCCGAACAGAGAAUAUUUAUCACUUUUGUAUGAGAAUCACACUCGCGAGGCGCUGCGGCACAGGGUUACGGACGCGCCUCGCCUCGCCUCGCGGCCGGGGCGCCUCUGCCCCAGCGGGAGGGUGUGGCGACGGCCUUUGCCGACCCGUGACCUUUGCUUGCUUUCCAGGUCUUGAAAAUCUCGGUCACUUCCGUUCAGUUUAUGAGUUAGGUUUCACGAUAAGCCCCCAAAAUACUUGUACGUUUACUGAAUCCUUCCUAAGUUAUUGACAAAAUGUCUUUUCACGUGAAUGACGAUAUUUAUGUGGCCUUUAGCUUCCUGAAGACUUAGAAGAUAUAUAAAAAUUUAAUUUAAAAGCAUACCAAAAGAGGCUUCCAUGAGUAUCGUGAGGUAACCAUGGUAUUUCAUUUUCCACGUCAGGGAACGUGAAGCCGAGGGCCGCCCUGACUCCGGGGGGCCCGCAGCCCAGCUGGGGGGCUGCGUCCUGGCCCCGACGCGGCUGCCCCGCCCGGUCAGCAGGGCGGACCGGAAGACGACAGUUCGCAGAACGAUUCUUGUUCUCAAAAAUUGUUUCUCUUAAAUAGGGCACGAGUUGUUCGGUGCCGUCGUUUAACUUCCCGCUUAUUCUUUCCCAUUUUUGUUUUGCUGAAGAGAUUGAUGGUGGUGGCGGGGGGCCUUUCCCGAGACGGCGCCCCCGUCCGCGGCGCGGCUGGUGCCCAGGGGGCGUGUCCCCACCAAAGCCCCACGUGUGCAGACCCCGGGUCCCACCACGCCCACCGUCAGAGGUGGGCGCGUCCCCGUGCUCUCGUGGAGCAGCUGGCGCGCUCUGGCCGCUGUUGGCGGGCACGCUAGAGCCACAGAGGGCGGGCGGGCGGGCGGGCGGGCCCCUGUGCGGCUGAAGCGGCUUUUCCAGUGACUUAAUGACCUACAGCGCGGGCAGACGCAGCACACCCUCUGUUAGCCCUUUCUCCUCCCAAAUGUUAAUAUUUUGUGGAAUUGGAGAAUAAACUCUUUGCCAGCACAUCCAUUUUUGUUCCUUUAAGAUAGUAACUUGGAAUGUGUAACGACAGGAGCGAGGAGACGGGCCUUCUCCGGGUGGUAAGCUGGUCCCCGCUCCGUGGCCGUCCCUGUCCGCGUCCGGUGGCUUCUGCCUGACCUUUGGGCUCCUCCCCCUCUGUCACCUCCUGCAUCACCGGGGUGCUGGGGUCCUGGGGCCGCCUCCCUUGGUAGGUGGUCCUGACGGUGGCUUGAGAGCCAGGUUUUCCAUGGAGAACUUCACCUUGGUGACUAGAGUUUUUCUCGAACUCGCUUUGGAAGUGGUGGUUGGGCUCAUCGACAUUCAAGUUUGUUUGUUUGUUUUCUGCUUCCUGUUUCAUACUUACAAAUGUCAGAAGCAGCUCCCUUAGUGAUGGGAAAAACAAAUUAACUCAGUCCAAGUGGUUUUAAUAUAAGGCCUUUCAGAAACAUAAAACCAAGUUUUUCUUAGGAAUUGGUCAAAGUUCAUCUCUCUCUUUAAGCCCGUUACUCCCGGGACCGUUUGAAUGAUCAGUUCCCUGCGCCUGUUGUUCAUCCCGAUCAUUUGUUAGGGUCACUAUUCAAGGGUUCAGUGAGUAGAUGUGUAUGACUAAGUAUUACCUGUCUACCUCAAAUACACAUUUCUGCUGAAGCAUUCUGUAAAACCGUGUGUUCUCAAUGCAGUUGAAGUGUACCGUUAGAAUUUAGGUAUUUUCCUGUGUGAUGAAAGGAAAGAAGGAUUAAACAGUGUGAGCGUCCAAAUUCAGAUAAAAUUAAUUCACAGGUCAGAUUAAAAUGAACCUGGCUGUAUAAUCUCAUAGUAUAUAUUUGUAACUUUGCAGCUAUCUUUGCAAUCACUUGAAUUUGCUAUGGUGCUAAGUCGACGUACUUAAUACACAGAGAGGUGGAGAUGAGUCAGAGCUGGCGUCACCAUCCCCACUGGGCCCUGGCCACCUGCUGAUCCCGCGUUUGUGUCCGUGUUACCCUGAUGAAACCUCAGCAGCAGAAGUACCCAUUUUUCUAAGAUGUCCUCGUGCAGACCGUCUUCACUGCAGGAGAUCCCUGUUCCCGCCAGCUCCGGUCUGACCGCAGCCUUACGGGGACGGAGCUGGGGGCCUCGCCGUCAGAGGGAAACUUUCACUUUUCUCUCGUGUCCGUUUAACAUCAACGGCAGAAUUUUAUCUUUUCCAGCAUAAAAGCCAGGAUCAGUUAGUGAUUGGAUCCUAUUAAGUUUGUUUUUUGUUUUGAACAGAUGGAGUUACUGUGAAGUAGUUUUCACAACUCUUCAUGCUGGAAAAACAAACGCCGUCAGUUACCGAACGGCACCCUCGUCAGCAGCGUGGGCUCGUCAGCAGCACAGGGUCUCACUAGGUACAGGUGUCAUGAAAAUAGAAGAUUCAGAUAGAAUAUAUAAUAUUGAAUUUAAGAUUUGGGGGGUUAAAAAGAAGAAAACUUAACUUUAUAAAAUUAUUUAUUCUAUUUUAAGCCUUCUGUCAUAUUUUCCCAUCCAGUUGUUUGGUUUCAGUGGUCCAGCUUUAUUUACAGGCAUAUAAGAUGAAAUUGGGAGGCGUUCUGCAAGCUUCUUCCUUUUGCUUUGAGUAGCUUCCGACUCGUGUGCUUUGUGUUACCCGGAUGAGAAGCGGUUGGUGCUUCUGCGCGAUAGGCUCCAGCGGGCGGCGCCACGCGUACGUGGAGUGUCCGUGGCAUCUGCUCCGCCGAAUGGAGGCAGUGUAGGCGGACUCUCGGAACGUGUACGUUCAGCCCUUUGGUUUUCCUUUUCCGUCGUCGUUCUCAUGAAAACACUGUUGCUGGGAAUGUGCGUGGGCCUGUGCAAGGGGCUCGGCCAUCGGUAAGAGUGAGUGACCGGCCAGCGGCCGCAAGUUGACGUGCGGCCUAGGCUGGCCUCGUGCCUCAGACCCCGCGCGCUGGUGGCCCAGGACGCGCCCCCGUGUCGACCACAGAUGUGACGGUGCUACUUUCCCAGGCUCCUGAGCCCGCCGGCGCGCGCGGCCUUGAUGCCUCCUCGUGGCAUUUGAGGUCUUUAGAAAUUCGUUUGUUUUUUCUUCAAAGCCCACAGGAUGGAUUUUACAGUGAUUUUGAAGUGUGUCAUUGGAUUGAAUAUCAUAGGAACAAGCCAGCUGAUUUCUACCUUGUACGUGAAUAUUUGAUGUGCUCUCAAAACAUUGAAAACACAUUUAGUGCAGAUAGAUCACAAGAAGUUCAGUUUCUCUGUUUCCUCAGGAAAUCAUUUACACUCCAGCACAUCACAUGUGACCUUAGCGUGAUAAACCAAUGUGUUUCUCUGCCUUGGUAUUUAAACAAACUACAUAGGUUGGGAUAAGUCGGUUAGAAAACAAUUCAAGCGACACCACAAUCAUCACUGAGAUUCUGUCCCUUCCUGGGGACCGCCGGGCCCCUCACCAGCUCACGUGGUCUCUGUGUCCGUGGGUGCAUCUGAAGGGGGCCUGAAGUUUACGUGUCCCCUAGAACGUGUGUAGCAUUAGCGUAAAUGUCUAGUUCAACAGCUUCAUUGGGUGCAAGAAAACCAUUUUUCCCGUAUGAUGCAGCGUUCAGGGGCGAGAGCCCUUGCCAACCCUGGCAUCCCGCGUGGAGAUCGGGGGCUCUGGGGGAUUGUGGAGGUGACGCUGCAGACACAUGUUUUUGACUGUUUAGUUUGGAAGUUUACAUUUUUUAUGCUUCGUGUUGGUGUGUAAUUUUUUGUACUCUUGGUGGCUAGGUUUUAUCUAAAAUCUUUUUUGGAAUAUUGCUUAACUGUUUUGAUUUUAUGAUAGUGAAGCUUGUAUUCAGUGUUUUGCCAAUUGAUAUUAUAUGCUUGUAAUAAAAGCAAAAGGAAAACCUACCUAGUUCUCUGAGGCUGGACGUUUGUUACCUAAGAUGUUUGUAAGAGCGUGAGAUAGGUGCCCUGUUAGGGUGAUACGGUGUAACGAAGAGUGCCGUGGGUAUUGGUGAGGGCGCACACACGCCACACUGGGCCCUCCCCUCCCACCCCAGCCUGGACCCUCACAGGUUAACGACUCUGCCCCACAUGGCGUUUGUGACUGACUUCAUGAAGCUGGUCCAGUGUUGGCGCCAGAGGCUCGAUGGGAACUCCGGGAGCCCACACGCAUCUGUGUGCAUGGAGAGAGAACUGUCUUUGGUUGGUAGCUGUGUGUGCCAGGGAACCGGUGUGAAAGAAAACCUCUGAUUCCCCUGAGCGGUGGACCGCCGGUUGGAGUUGCACCCUCUCUUGGCGUGUUGGGACACGUGUGCAUACACAUUUCUCGUGAGGGUGCCCUCUGCCUCCCUUUUGUUCUGUCCAGGCCUUGGUGGGGGCGGUGAGUGAUGCCCUCCCACACGGGAGGUUCUAAGACUCAUCUCUUCCGGGAACACCCUCACACACACACCAGAAUAAUUUUAAUCUCGGCACUGGGCCCCGUCAGGUUGACACAUGCGACCAGCUAUCGCAGACAAUUUACUAUAUCCAUAACUUUUAAUUUUUAAAGGUUAAGUAAUUUACAGCAAUCUUGAAAAUCUGAGGGAACCAGAACCGAACAAAAGGGAGAAUAUGUUGACCAAAAUUAUGCGCUCGUGGGUUUCAGAUCAUUAAACUUUAAAGAUAAAUUUAGUCUUAAGAAACUAAUUUUACCUAUUUUACUUAUUUUUGGUAAAUCGUUUACUCCACCUAACGAAUGUCAAGGUGCCGAAGCCACGUGUAAAUGUCCACGUUCACCGGGGCGCUGGGUGGGCUGCAGGGACGGCCGGAAGCAGGCUUCAUCAGGGCCCGUGACUCCAGGAAAGAGUGAGAAGGAGAUCAGCCAGGCCCAGGUCUCCCCUGCCCCCCAGCCCCUGAGCCUGGGAGGAGGGGCUGCGAGGGACUGAGGGGAGGCUGCGCCCGCCUGUAGCUCACACAGGAGAUUUGCUUCUCCAGCGAGACUCCAUUUGCAUGAAACGUGCAAGUCCCGCUUUACCGGCAGCGCUGUUACAGGUGUGAUGCUGCACCCCCUGCCGUGAGACAGAGGCUUUGGAGGCCGCACACAGCACGCACGGCCAGGGGCCUCUGCCACACCUGCUGCCUGGCUGAGGACAAAUGUCUCCCUUUGACUUCUGGUUCUUACGGAUGAAACCCCCAGUGGGGCCAGCAGUCCUCGUUGCGGCAGCUGUGGCCAGGCCCGGGGCAUGGGGCCCUCUUGCUAGGUCGGUAACCUCGCGGCGCCCACUCCCAGUUGCGCUGGAGUGCAGCCGUGCUCCUGUAACAGGCCCCUGCAGGGUGUGCAGGCAGCCCCUCCGUCCAGGUGGCAGGCAACACCCCAUGCAUUUGGUGUGUUUUGCCUUUACGUGGCAGGUGGCCGUGGGAGGCCUGUCAGUCUCAACCACCAGCAGGCUGACGUAUCCGUCAGACUCUUGUUGCAGCCUGAUUGUCUCUGGAUUUUAUUUGAAUGUGAAAAUAUAAACCAUUUGACAGUGAAUCCUGUGGGGCUUUUUGUUUGUUUUUUUUAACGUGUGUUGGGUACUAUGAUAACAAAGUUGCUUCUUUAGGAACAUUUUUAGUCACAAACCUUUUGAGGCAUAAACAGAUCUGGCCCUUAUAACAAACAGACCAAGUAUGAAAAUGCACCGGCUAAGUACGUAUUCUUGUUGGUGGGAAAUGGCUUUUUCCACUAACACCUCAGGAAGCACAAAGCAGGCAUUAAUCCCAGCUCAGUCCUGGGAGGUGUUUCUGGUGAUUCUACUGCUUACAGGCUGUUGUCUGUAGGACCCCAGGGCUUGGGCGGGGAGGUCCUGCGACCCCAGGGCUCUGGAGAGAGAUGGGGAAUGGUCCCAGGACAGCCAGGGGUCCCCGGGAUCCACACUUCUCUUCCUGGCCCCGCGUGGUGCUUUGGCUGUGCAGGUGUUACAGGUGUUACUCCCCCUGCCCCUCGGCUGUCUCUGACCCCACACCCAGGGCGGCAGGAGGGGCCCGGAGCCCCAUCUCCCGCGAACGCAGCCAACACGGAUCGAAAUACUGCCUGAUGGAGCUGCGGCUGGUCUGGGCCGCCUGCUCCCUCAACGCCCAGGUUGGCCCCUGUGAGGGUUCCUUUUGAGGGCUUGCUUAGUGAAGCUCCCAAGGGUGAAGUGGGGCCCCCGGGGGCCUGCCAGAAUCGCAGGGUGUGUGUUCUGUUUGUCGUCCAGCGUGGAAAGCGCUUCCUCGCACUGUGUCAGUGUCGCCUUUUCACCCAUGACGCUCGUGCGCUCAGACCCCCUUCAGGGUCUUGCAGAGGGGCUUCCGGGUUUUCCUCCCAGAGGGCUCACGUAUUUCUAGUUUGGCUUAUUUCUUGUGUUUCCUCAGGGAGGCGGGGCACCUGCUUAUAUGGAAUGGAGAAGACACUGGUGUUUGUACCCAAUCUGCUGGUUCCGGGAGUGGCGGGGUGGGUGUCCUGGACGCCCACAGGCAGCAGUGUCACAGCAAACACACGGACCCCUGUGCUCCUCUGCGGGCUGCGUGUGCGCGGCUGCAUCUCGAAGAAUGUUGGCGGCAAAGGAAGCUUGCUGUGCGUUCAGACUUGAGUGGGAAGACUCUUGACGUCUCCAUUUAAGCACAGUUGUGGAGUUUUGAUAAAUACUGUUGACUAAGUCGAGAAAUUUCCUUCUGUUAAAGCUCACUAGACAUUUUAGUCUAGAAUGUGUAAUUUCCAUUUUUUAAAUUACAAAUUUUAAGUAAAAAAAAAAUUUUUAAGUAA